AUGAAAUCAAAUGAUUGUGUUAAUAUAAAUGAAAUACUUAAAGUCAUUGAGGAUAAGGAUAUUAUAAAAUUUGGAGAAUUAUUGGCAAAUUUUAACUCACAUAUUAAUGUUAUUGUAGACCCAAAUGGACAAUCUUUACUUCAUUAUGCUGCAUUAUCAAGUUAUGAAAUUGUAGAAGAGUUAUUAAAUAGAAAUAGUUACCCAGAUGCAGUUGAUCAUGAUCAAUGGACUCCAUUAAUGCUAGCUUCAAAAGCUGGCCAUGCAGAUAUAUGUAACAUACUAUUAAAACAUGGGGCUGAUGUUGAUCAUAGAGAUCUAGGUGGUUGGACAUCUUUGAUGUGGGCAUGUUAUAAAGGUAGAUUUGAAGUGGUAAAUGUUUUACUCAAAUAUCAGGCAGAUAUGAAGAUACGUGAAGAACAUGGAAUGUCUCCAAUAAUGUGGGCUUCAGGAAGAGGUUAUUCUGAUAUAGUGGAAAGCUUAUUAAAAUCUGGUGCCAAAGCUCAAUCAGUUGAUAAAUUCAAUUCAAGUGCCUUACUAUGGGCUUGUCGUAAGGGUUACAAGGAUUGUGCAAAACUUCUCAUAGAUGCAGGAGCUGACCUUGACACUGUCGGAAUGAAUGGGUGGACCCCUAUCUUAGCAGCAACUAAAGGAAACUACGUUAAUCUUGUAAAACUAUUGCUAGAACAUAACCUCAACCUAAAUCACCGUGACAAGGAUGGUAUGACGGCAAUGGCAUUAGCUUCCAAUUACGGAUUCGUUGAGAUAGUGGAUAUGCUUUUAGCCCGCGGUGCCCACGGGGCCCUUUCGAAUUUCCAUAACGAUACCUGCCUUAUCUUAGCGUGCAAAAAUGGACAUUACCCCGUUGCCAAUACGCUUUUAGCCCAUAAUUUAGGCACCGACGCUCAAGGAUACAAUGGUAAAACUGCUUUAUAUUGGGCCGCCGAGAAGAAUUACAACGAUAUAAUCAUGCUGCUCCUAAGGAAUAAAUGCGAUAUGGAAAUCGUUAACGAAAAUGGCGAAACGGCGUUACUCAGGGCCAUUCACAAUAGAAACUCUGUCGCCGUUCAGAUGCUUAUAGAUGCUGGUGCCGACGUUGGCAAACCUGAUAAAAAAGGGGACACGGCCCUCCACAUCGCCGUGAGGAUGAGAAGCAAGCACCUGACCGAAAUGUUACUCAGAAACCCUAAAAACAGCAAACUUCUUUACGUACCAAACAAUGCGGGUCAGACGGCUUACAAUAUAGACGCCCAAUCGGCAAACGCAUUCCUUCCUUACCUAUUUGGGGCUCAACACCUUAAAACGUUCGAUUAUACCGAAAAUAUGCUCGGAUACGAUUUAUAUAGCAGCGCGCUCUCAGAUGUGUUGUGUGAUCCCAUGCUUGGCUUGCCUCUAACUGUUGGCCUCUACGCCAAAUGGGGAAGCGGAAAAUCAUUUCUACUCAAAAAACUGCAAGAGGAAAUGAUAACAUUCACCGACAACAUUCUUCAACCUACCUUUCAUCUGACAAAUUUUAUUAGCCUGAUAUCGGUCUUCAUCUGUAUGGUACCUUCCCUUUUCCUUGGGGUCAUAAUAUCCUGGGUAUACGGAUUUAUCUUGUUCAUAGCACUGCUGAUUCUUAUUUUCACCUUUUACGGCUUUAUUUUGAUUUCCAAGUAUUUUGGUUGGGAACGAAUAACUAAACUCAAUUUAAUGUUGGCAAUAAAAUUUGAAAAACUCAAGCUGUUUUUUCAGAUUAUAUAUUGCAAUCCCUCCACCGAAAAUCUGGAAGAAAGCAUACCUCAGGGAAUCAGGUUCUUAUUCACCGAUUACGCUAAGCUUACCACUAUGGGAGGCGAGAAAUCGCUCGCUGGAAUGGUUGCUACUUUAUGCCACGUUGCUGAAAAAGAAUUUGGGCUACUGACCGUUCGAUUUUUUAGAGUUUUUCACCCAAAAAUUAACGACAAGUUGCGUACUAAAACAUGCUUCUUUAUUCCAAAAUACAUCGUCGCUAUGAUCGUUGCCCUCUCAUUGGUCUCUUUAAUUGCCCUGGCUUUUAGAUGCUUGUGGUUGGGACAACGGAUUGCGGAUAUAGAUUCAAACGCCUUUAGAGCCAUCUUGGGACUUAGCUGCAUUGUCGUCAUUGCUUUUAUAGCCAAUAUCCCAGUUUGGAAGAGACUUUUUCAAUUUUCCUUUUAUUCUCAAGCCAAGAGGGUCAUGAAAUCCGCCGACUUAGAUCCGAACAAAUUAGAGGGCUUUAUGCAAAAAGUCAAAAUGGAGGUUAACCACCUAGUAGAUCUAGUUCAAACCAUAGAUUUAUUCACGAAUCGCCAUACUCGCCUGGUCGUCGUCAUAGAUGGACUCGAUAGUUGCGAACAAGACAAAAUAUUGCAAGUUUUGGAAGCGGUUAAAACUCUAUUUUCGGAUACUAAGGCUCCUUUUAUCACCAUUUUGGCUAUAGAUCCUCACAUAAUCAUAAGAGCCAUAGAAUCUAAUCUAAAUUCGGCAUUUCAAAAAUCAUCCAUAAAGGGUUACGAUUAUUUGAGGAAUGCUGUGAGCUUGCCUAUCUUCUUGCAAAGACAGGGGCUAUUGCAAUUCUGCAUCGGUAAGGGAGUAAACUCCGAUACUCGUUACAAAAAUUUUUACAAAAAAUCAGGCCUUAGCCCUGUUUACUCUUCUUCAACAUUAGCAGGACCUCACACAGCCAGUCUUAAAUCUAAGCCUAUCAAUCAAAUUUCGUCAAAAUUCCAGCUACCUUUCAAUCAACUCAAGGGACCUCGUUCUAGCUUUACAGGAAGUGUCAUAAGUUGCUCGCAAGGUUACAAAGGAUCUUCUCUCUUAGUCCUUUCAUCGACAGCGCCCGAAGAUUUGAAGAAAAUUUUUACGAAUGACCAUUAUUUUAGCGAUGUCAAUCCCAGGAGUCUAAGACGGUUGACCAAUAUAGUUUACGUUUCUGGUCGCUUGAUGAAAGCAUUCAGCAUAGAUUUUCAAUGGGUUAGACUCGCCACUUGGGUUAACAUGAUCGAACAAUGGCCAUACCGAUCCUCUUGGAUCAUACUGUAUUUCGAAGAGAAUGAACAUUAUUUGGAUAAUCAAAUCACUCUCAAACAAAUUUAUGAUUGUGUUUCCCCAUUCAUACCUUCCUCGCGGGAGAUAGAACCUUUUUUAGAAUACGACAAAAACGACGUCAAGCUUGUCUAUAUGCUCUCAGGCUCUAACGUUAAAUUAUUGGUCGCUGAUAUGAAACUAUUUCUACCCUUCAGUGUUAACCUUGAUCCCUACAUUAAGAAAGUCAUUAGAGAGCACAUAGGAGACAUUCUUAAACAUAAACCAAUUGCUAGUGGUAGUAUCAAAGAAUUGGAUCCUAGUGAAAUACAAAAGGCCAUAAUCAAUUCCUCUCAUAUCAGUGAUCAUACUCGCAUUCCUAAGAGUAAUAAAUUUUAUCCUGAGCUACUACCAUCGGAUAACGAAAUGGAUUCUUUGGAAAGAGAAAAUUUAAUUCAAGUUGAAAAUGUAUCUCACAUCCAAAAUCUGAACACCGAACAGAGAGUUAUUAUAUCUUCCUUGUUCGAAAACUUAAAAAUCUCCAAAAAACCGGCUCAACUAACUUCUACGGAUAUCUCGGAUCUCAUGGCCCAAAUACCGGAUUUGAAUGAUGCGCAGGAUUUAAAGAACUAUCAAAAUAUCGUCAAAAAAAAUAAUAUAAAUGGAUUCGUUCUUCUGACCUGUGAUAAACAUGAAUUACAAAAAAUUUUACCUAUGAAUUUUGGGGAUUGGCACAUCUUUAUGGGAUUCAUAUUAUAUUUGCGUUACCUCGCUAAUUCCACCUUGCCACAGCCUGCAAAUUUACCUAACAAAAGUAGUUUGAUCGAGAACAAUAGAUUUCUUUACGAUGCUGCGAAUAUAGAACGAUUGAGAGGAGAUCAUAUGAUUCAGAGUUCUGAGAGCCAUAUUCCUGGUAGGCUUCAUAACGAUCUCUCCAAAACAUCCAUGUCUCAUAUCGAACGAGAAGUCGAACAAGAACAGGAGCUAUUAAGUGCUGCUAUUUCAAAAUUCGAAGAAAAUGAUAUCAACAUGUUAGAUUCGGACGCCGAAGAAGAUUAUGAAAACCAAAAUGAUGAAAUAAAUACUUCAGCCGUUUCUAAGGAGAUAUCUCCUAUUCAAUCUUCUGCUCCCACCCAUUAUUUUAGAAAUUCCAUCAAUUUGCCCUAUUUCAAAAAUUUUAAGAAUCCCAAAAAAUUUAGCUUAUCUAUCCCUUCAACAAAUACUCUCAAUGAAUCCAUCGAUGAUUCUAGAACCGAAAAUACCAAAAGGGAGCUGAAUAAAAAAAGGCUUGAACCCCGCGAUUUUAACUUUCCCUCUAACAAUCAUUCCGAAAAUUUCCCGCUUCUAAAAUACGAACAAAGGCCUGAUACCUCUAGUGAAACGACUACCAUCCAUUCUCCCGACCUCGAAACAACUCAGAAAGAAUCCGAAAAUGAAAAAAGGUCAUCAGACCGGCUCUCUAUGAGAAAAGCUUCCAUGAAGGAAGAGGAAUUAAAUUUGAUAGGGAAAGGCGAGAGACUUAAAAAAAAGAUUAAAACCCACGAGGAAGAUCCAGCAUUUGCCAGUCUCGAUUAUUGCCCACAGACCGUUAUGCACCUCACGAGGAAGGAAUCUAAAGUCAAGGACAACUUGGAGCGGUUGCAGUAUAGGAAAAACAGUUUGGCUUUAAAUUCUGAAAAUAUUCCGGCCAUUCAACCUAUCCUAAAUUCUGACAAUCCGGAGAGUAAUAUUAAUUCUGCAUCUUCUUCAUCUACUACCUCCACAUCUAGCAACUCUCUACAGGCUACUGAUAAACCUGUAACGGACGACGGUACUAUGCAAGAUAAUUUAGCAAAAACUGAACAAAUUACUUCUAAUGUCGAAAAUUCUGAAGUUGUAGGGAAGAAAGCAACACUCGGUUUGAUUGAUUUUAAAAGUGACAAGGAAUCAGUUCAUCCAUCGCAGACAGAAAUAAAAAAGAAAUAUUCGAAAUCUGAUCCCAGGAUCGAUAUAAUUAAUGAUGGAAGCAAUAACGUUGUCAUUAUUCAACCUAAAGACUCAAACAUUAGCGCCGGACCGCUUAAAAGUGCUCGAUCGGUGAAAAGUUUAAAAAAAUCAUUUUUAGAUUGGAUUUAGAUAUUCCCAAAAUGCAUGGCAGUCUUAAUGGAUCAUCAUCAUUGCGUUGUGAUGAAUUACCAUUUUUCAAUGAUAUUUUGAAUAUUGUAUUUAAUUGUGAUGAAUCUCCCAAAUUUCCCCAUUUAUACUUUUUUUUUAAAAAGUAAUUAAGAUCUAUAUAAUUUUUUUUAGUCAGUUUUGUGAAAUUAUCAUAUUACUUUGUAAUCAUCUUGUAAGAUGUGUUAUAUAAUGCAAAUUUUUAUAAAAAAUAUCAAUAUAUAGUAAAAAAAAAUUUUAGGAAUUAAUUUCGACAUUAUAAUCAUGCCCAGGAUCUUGU
Molecule: messenger RNA, 5452 nt
Organism: Gordionus sp. m RMFG-2023
Lineage: Eukaryota; Metazoa; Nematomorpha; Gordioida; Chordodea; Parachordodidae
Product: kinase D-interacting substrate of 220 kDa-like
Exons: 36
Coding region: 1-5136 (1711 amino acids)
Molecular function (GO): PDZ domain binding; protein kinase regulator activity
Source: RefSeq, a predicted model, not a curated record